CCAUCACAAAACACAGAAGGUGUAACCUACAGCGUAAACAUGGACACUGCAACAUGCUCAUGUGUUGUUGGUGGGCCAUGCAAACAUCAACACAUUGUUUAUAAGUACUUUUCUAUCAACAAUAUCAACACUAGUCCAGUAAACAGUCCAUCACUUAGAAAAAUAUUUUACACCAUUGCCACAGGAUGCAAAAUGCACGAUCAAUGGUUUUCAUCGUUGAAAUCUGGUGAAAGUGAAAAUGCUAACUCUGCAGUGGAUCAUGAACAUGUGUCUCCCUUGCCUGAUGCAGAUGCUUGUUUGAGUGACAGCAAUACUCAACCCUCAAUGGAUGUAGGCUCUCAUCAUUCAUCUGACAUAGACACUGAUCUUUCAACUAACAUAUCACUUUUAAGGCAGCAUGAGGAACAAGAACAACAUUUCAUAGAACUCCUAAAGGAAAAGGAACUUAAACAUCUUUUGUGAUGCAGUAUCCUGCUCUUUCAACAGUUUAAGCAAAAUAAGACAGAUGCUGCAUUGAUUUCAGCUCUUCAAACUUUUGGUAAAUAUUCUGGUGAGAGGAUGGUGAACAACAAGUACCCAAAAAGAUUAGGAAAAUUGAUUGG
Messenger RNA from Anneissia japonica, 602 nucleotides. RefSeq lists its product as uncharacterized. NCBI's taxonomy places the organism in Eukaryota, Metazoa, Echinodermata, Crinoidea, Comatulida, Comatulidae. The record is from RefSeq and is a predicted model, not a curated record. Bases 40 to 462 code for a protein of 140 amino acids. The transcript has a single exon.